Molecule: messenger RNA, 3123 nt
Organism: Phanerochaete carnosa HHB-10118-sp
Lineage: Eukaryota; Fungi; Basidiomycota; Agaricomycetes; Polyporales; Phanerochaetaceae
Exons: 5
Coding region: 496-2964 (822 amino acids)
Biological process (GO): NADP+ biosynthetic process; NAD+ metabolic process
Molecular function (GO): NAD+ kinase activity
Source: RefSeq, a predicted model, not a curated record
CGGCACUAUUUACCGGUCCUGUCUUUCCCGCAGACCCCGCCGUUAUCAUAAAAUGACGACCAAGAUCUCGCCAGGGUGCUCUCUACUGACCCCAUCAACACUUUGAGUCAGCUUCAUUGACGACUACUUCUUAGAGCUCGGCGACCUCCAAAUCUUUCUGCAGUCUCCUGGUUGUCUGGACAACUCUAUAUUGCCGUGCCGAGGCCGUAUAUCUUUCGUAGAGUUCGCAGCUUCCAGCCUUCAUUUCCCAUUUCACCACUGUAGACCGUUACUCGACCGCUCCACAAGAUGUUCUCGCCCGCUGCCGAUACUGAGACGUUCUCGACGCCUCCUCAGAGUCCCAUGCCCCUGAUCGUCGACCGAGACAUCCUCGAUCGUCCUUCGCUCUCACGAAGAAACAGUCGGCCGUCGAACCUUCGAAUUCAGCAGUCCUUUUCAGGUUUGAAACCCGACAUUGUCAUCGACAGCCAACCGUCCCCCAACGUCAGUCCCAUCAUGCACACAUCUUCGAGAGGCUCGACGCCGAAUACGGCUGUUCCAAGUGCGAAUGGUCACGCACACACCAUGUCCGUGACGAGCCCACUAGCAAACUCCUUGACGCCAAAUCCAAAGUCCCCACAUCCCCCGUAUGUUGCAUCCGAACGACGAGCAUCUUCGCCCAUGCGCUCGCCCUGUUUCGUUCAUUCUCAGCUCCAAGGACCGUCUUUCACGGAAUGGUUACGGAUCAAGCACCAGAAGGCGCAACAGGAGGCCCGCAUCGACGGACCGCCCAAGGCGGGCGACGUGAAUCCCAUUGGCCAGGGCUACCCCAAUGGCACCGUCACAGAGCCUGCCUACGAGACUGGCUAUCUGCAUGCUGAUGAGGACGAGGAUGAGACGGCGAGCAGUUUGACGAAGCAAUUGGCUGAGACGGCAGUCGGCGUGCGCGAGAUGAGCAAGCAGCUCGGCCGCACCCGUGUGCAUUCGAACAUCCAAUCCAUCCUGAUUGUGACAAAGGCAAGAGAUAAUCGCCUCAUCAAGCUGACGAGAGAGCUGGCUCUCUACUUAAUGCUCAAGCCCCGUAAGGGCGGAAGGGGCCUGAUUGUCUAUGUCGACCAUCAGCUGAAGACGUCCCGACGCUUCGACGCGGCUGGCAUGGAAAAGGACCAUCCCGAGCUUUUCGUGCCGGUCCCCCGCCGUCGCUCAUCCAGCAGCUCCUCUCUCGCGUCUAUGUCAAGCACAAAGAGCGACACAACUAUGCCCGAAGGGCAGCUACGCUACUGGACUCCUGAAAUGUGCAGCCGUCAACCACACCUAUUUGACUUCGUCGUUACCCUCGGCGGCGACGGCACCGUACUGUUCACCUCCUGGCUUUUCCAGCGCAUUGUCCCACCCGUGCUUCCCUUCGCGCUCGGCUCGCUCGGCUUCUUGACCAAUUUUGAUUUCGCGGACCACCAAGCCGUCAUGGACAAUGCCAUCGAUGCCGGCAUCCGCGUCAACCUUCGCAUGCGUUUCACCUGCACAGUCUACCGUGCCAUCGCUCCCGAGCCCGGCAAGGGUCGCCGGGCUAUUAAGAAGGCCGAAACAGGCGAGAUCCUCAUGAGGAACCUUGAGAAGAGCGGCUGGGAGGCGCUCGAGUCGGGGUACAUGGGUGGCAUACCAGACGGCAAAUGCACGAAAGACAAGGAGAUCAUGUGUUUCACAACACGCCCGGUCGAAUCGUUUGAGGUCUUGAAUGACCUUGUCGUCGACCGCGGCCCGAGUCCCUACGUCAGCCUGCUCGAGCUCUUUGGCGACGAGCAGCAUUUGACGACAGUGCAAGCCGACGGCCUGACGAUUUCGACACCCACCGGCUCGACUGCGUAUUCGCUGUCUGCGGGCGGUUCCCUGGUACACCCCGAAAUACCGGCGAUUCUUAUCACGCCCAUAUGCCCACACACGCUGUCUUUUCGGCCCAUGCUCCUACCCGACACCAUGGAACUCCGGAUCUGUGUACCGUUCAACUCUCGCAGCACAGCGUGGGCAUCGUUUGACGGUCGCGGGCGCAUCGAGCUCAAGCAGGGUGAUCAUAUCAAGGUCACGGCUUCGAAGUACCCUUUCCCCACGGUCUGCUCUAUCAGCCAGUCGACUGAUUGGUUUCAAUCUAUCUCGCGCACGCUCAAAUGGAACGAACGAGAGAGGCAAAAAUCUUUCGUUGUCGUUGAGGAGAGUCCGGUCAAGAAGCGGCACAGGCGGCGCUCGUCAUCGCAGUCUACCGCAUCCGCCGAUGCGCCGGAGGAGGCAAUCGAAGACGAAGAAGACACGACGGAAGAGGAGAACGAGGAAGAUGAAAAAUUCGACAUUGAUGACCUGUCGUCGGCCGAGUCGUCGUCGCCGCAGGCCAAGUCAAGUCCAGACAGGCCGCAGGGGCAGAUCGGCGUGCUGCCGCAGCAGAUCGGACGCGAGAAAGCGGCCGAGCAAGAGUUUGACGAGAUGGGACAUCGGCUGCGUGCAGAGAUCGCGGCGCGCGCGAUCGCGCAGGGAAGCCCUAUCUUGAAGAAGGGUCGCCGCUCGCGGUCGCGGCCGGGCACCGAGUCCGGCAUCGAGACACCCGACCGCUUCACCAACGGACACCCACACCCGCCGAGGCUCUCGCCGCGACACGUGCAGUUCCAGGCACCGGAGGUGUUCUCGUCAUCGAGCUCGACGUCCGUGGCAGGCGUGAAUCACAUGGAGAGGGAGGCCACCCUGCGAGGCGAGCGCGGCGCGCGGGACGAUAUACACUCGCCACACGGGAUGAACGGGAGCAGGAAUCGGAUACCGCGUGACCGGGACAUCGAGAACGAGAGCGCACGGACGCCAACGUCGCCUGUGGACAGGCGAAGACGGUCGCGCGAGCGCACGGCGCACGUCGGGUUCGAUGGGGACACGCACCCGCGAAGGGCGUUCGCGGUUUGGGGUCAGGAUGAAAGUGACAGUGCUACCAGCGACAGUGAUUUAUUUUAGUGGAAUUCAGCUUUAAGGUAUUCAGCUUCUGAGGUAGGAGGUAUGCGGGCAAAAACGACUGAUAUAGACGGCAUGGAUGUACUGAUAGCACUGAUAGAAAUUAACUCAUACGUGUACAUUAUGCAUUUGAUAGUAAAAAAGCUUGCUCCUGCCCUGGCC